UGGAUGAUGGAUCGUCUUUCUCUACGCUACUUUUUUAGGGAAAUUGUUCCUAAUAGUGUCCAAAAUGUCAGAAGUGAGGAUCCAGAGGCUAACCUUGCAGAGAGUCAGGAGUUCCUGUCUAGCAUGGAGGACAAGAAGACCACAGGCUUCACAGACUUUGAGGGGAAGACCUCUUUCGGAAUGUCAGUAUUCAACUUGGGCAACGCCAUCAUGGGAAGUGGAAUUCUGGGAUUGUCGUACGCCAUGGCCAACACAGGGGUCGUCCUAUUCCUGGUGCUCCUGACGGUAGUGGCUGUCCUCUCAUCUUACUCCAUCCACUUGCUACUCAAGUCCUCUGGCAUUGUGGGUAUCCGGGCGUAUGAGCAGCUGGGCCAAAGGGCGUUUGGAACGCCAGGCAAGAUGGCCGCCGGCAUCGCCAUCACACUGCAAAACAUCGGAGCCAUGUCCAGUUACCUGUACAUCGUGAAGUAUGAGUUCCCUCUGGUCAUCCAGGCCUUCCUGGGGGUUGACAAUCCAUCAGGUGAGUGGUACCUGAAUGGGAACUACCUGGUCAUUAUGGUGUCCAUCAGUGUCAUCCUGCCUCUGGCUUUGAUGAAGCAGCUAGGGUACUUGGGCUACACCAGUGGCUUCUCCCUCACCUGCAUGGUCUUCUUCCUCAUCUCGGUCAUCUAUAAGAAGUUCCAUACCCCCUGUCCCUUUAUGGACUUUGCCUUUAACAGCACAGCCAGUGUGACUGCUGUUACCAACGACACAGUUUACAACCAAGCCUGUGUUCCCAAAAUGGUCAACCUCAACUCACAGACUGCCUACACCAUCCCCAUCCUGGCGUUUGCCUUUGUCUGCCACCCUGAGGUCCUGCCCAUCUACACCGAGCUCAAAAACCCCACCAAGCAAAGGAUGCAGCAUGUGUCCAACAUCUCCAUUGUAGUCAUGUACACCAUGUACUUCCUGGCUGCUCUGUUUGGAUACCUGACCUUCUAUGGUGAGGUGGAGUCAGAGCUGCUGCACACCUACAGCCGUUUGGACCCGUACGACACCCUGAUCCUCUGUGUCCGUCUGGCCGUGCUCACCGCUGUCACACUCACCGUCCCCAUAGUGCUCUUCCCUGUAAGGAGAGCCAUCCAGCAGUUGUUUUUCCCCAACAAGACAUUCUACUGGCCCCGCCACAUUGCCAUUGCUGUCACCCUGCUCACCCUCAUCAACAUGCUGGUCAUCUUUGCCCCUAACAUCCUGGGCAUCUUCGGCAUCAUUGGUGCCACAUCUGCCCCCUGCCUCAUCUUCAUCUUCCCUGCUGUCUUCUACAUCCGCAUUGUCCCCGAAGAGGAGGAGCCCAUGCGCUCUACCCCCAAAAUCCUGGCUGCCUGCUUCGCUGGAAUAGGCUUCCUGUUUAUGGUAAUGAGCCUCAGCUUUAUCCUCAUUGAUUGGACGUCGGGGAGUAGCAAAGCCAGCAGCGGUCAUUAG
Molecule: messenger RNA, 1461 nt
Organism: Salvelinus namaycush (lake trout)
Lineage: Eukaryota; Metazoa; Chordata; Actinopteri; Salmoniformes; Salmonidae
Product: sodium-coupled neutral amino acid transporter 3-like
Exons: 15
Coding region: 4-1461 (485 amino acids)
Biological process (GO): L-glutamine transport; histidine transport; amino acid transmembrane transport
Molecular function (GO): L-glutamine transmembrane transporter activity; L-histidine transmembrane transporter activity; L-asparagine transmembrane transporter activity
Source: RefSeq, a predicted model, not a curated record